Molecule: messenger RNA, 2037 nt
Organism: Penicillium soppii
Lineage: Eukaryota; Fungi; Ascomycota; Eurotiomycetes; Eurotiales; Aspergillaceae
Product: flavin monoamine oxidase family protein
Exons: 1
Coding region: 1-2037 (678 amino acids)
Biological process (GO): amino acid catabolic process
Molecular function (GO): polyamine oxidase activity; L-amino-acid oxidase activity
Source: RefSeq, a predicted model, not a curated record
AUGAAAAGCUAUCGACCACAUGCUCUUCUAGCACUCGGAAUUUCCAGCCUCGGCUUCGCAAAUGCCGUGCAAGAAUACACCGACGUGGUACGGUUCCGCAGCCCCGGCGGUGUAACCGCCGAUUCUCUGCACAACAUUCAUGUGGAGUUUGAAAGUCAAUUUGAAGGUCAUCUGCAAUUUGUCUACGGAGGAUGUGGAAUCGAAGAUCCGGCACAAAAUCACCAUGAGAUUGGGAACACGUUCGUGAAACGUGGAGCACACCCGGAGCGUUUUGUCUGGGCAACGCCAUCCGAUACACCCAGUCUGGAUUGUCUGCAUGCUUUCUCCGGUACAAGAUGUUUGGGUCGCUCUCCUCCUAUCCACGUUUCGUCGCCCAUCAAGAAGCGUGAGAACAUCGCUGAUGUGGCUGAUGCCAUGGGACCGUGGUUCGAUGGAGUGGCUUAUAUGAAAUCCAAAACCAAUGAAGAAGCCUUUGUAACUCGAGCCAAGAAUAGCUCAGUGGCGAUUAUUGGUGGUGGGAUAUCCGGGCUCAUGACAAGUCUGCUCCUUGAGUCCGUCGGAAUUCACAAUUGGCACAUUUACGAAUCAUCCGAGCGAAUCGGCGGCCGCAUUCGUACCAAGUAUCUCAAUAACACAAGGCCUGAUGAGUACCAAUACCAGGAAAUGGGGGCUAUGCGGUUCCCAGUGAGUAUCACUUAUGCGGAUACAAAUGAGACUUUGGAAAUACAAGAUCACCGCAUGGUCUUCCAACUCGCCGACGUCCUCAACAAGAUGAAUGCAGAUCAACCAGAUCUCGCUAUCGAAUUCAUCCCCUGGCAUGAAAGAGGUCCCAACUUGCCAGCAAACUCUGGUGGACAUCGUCUGCCGAAUGGUCGAAUUCCCAGUGCCGCUGAUGUUACAGCGAACAGAUCGCUUGUUUACACACCGACAUCAGCCCAAGAAUCAGUGAUUAUGAAUGCUGAAUCAGCCUAUGAGAACCUUACCAACCUUCACAACAAAGAGACCUUGCGGGCGAUUGGAAAGAAUAUGUACACAGCGCACAAGCAAGCUGUGGAAAGUGGGUUGCUGGACUGGUCUGAAGCCGGAUACCUACAAUAUGCCAAAGGCUAUAAUUAUAGUAUUGUCGACAAGGUAACCGACUCGUACAAUUUCGACAUUUGGCAAUCUUUUUAUUACGAGGUAUACCACGCGUCGACCGAUUUACGCACCAUCGACAAAGGCGUCGAGUCACUUCCACGAGCAUUUACCCCACAUAUCGAAGGGAAGAUUACUUUGAACCAUACAGUAGAAGGCCUCAUCUAUAACGAAACCAACGACAAAAUUGCUAUAGCCUGGCGCAAGGAUCCUCUUCAAAUGAUACCUGAGACUAUCGAGUACGAUCACGCAGUCGUAACCGUCCCAUUCACCAAAGUGCGGCUGUGGGAUCUGCCACGAUUCUCAUCCGUCCUCAAUCGCGCCAUCUCUACGCUAAACUACGCCCCGGCCUGUAAAAUCGCCCUAAAUUACAAAACACGCUUCUGGGAACACCUGGAAGCCCCAAUCUUUGGGGGCUGUGGCUCCGUCGAUGUACCUGGUAUCGGAGACAUAUGCUAUCCCUCAUACAACACAAAUGGCACCGGUUCAGGCGUAGUCCUGGCAUCGUACAUCUUUGAUGCGCCAGCACGUUCAAUAGCUGCUCUCAGUGACGAGGAACAUGUCGCACUUGCCCAACGCACGAUGGUCGAAGUUCAUGGCGAGAUUGCCGCGGAGCAGUUCACUGGCCAUUAUGAGAGAAAGUGUUGGGAGACGGAUAGACAUCAAGCGGGUGCAUGGGCGGAUCCAGUUGUUGGGCAGCAGAAGGAGUAUUUGCCUGCUUAUUAUCAGACAGAAUUCAAGACCAUUUUUGUGGGUGAGCAUACUAGUUACACCCAUGCUUGGGUAUUUUCGGCGUUGGAUUCGACUGUCAGGGGUACAGCGCAGUUGUUACUCGAUCUUGGGUUGGUAGAUGAGGCUAAGGAAAUUGUUCAGACUUGGAUGGGGAGGUGGAUUCGGUUGUGA